This is a messenger RNA of Toxorhynchites rutilus septentrionalis, 605 nucleotides long. RefSeq names its product mitochondrial import inner membrane translocase subunit TIM14. Gene Ontology annotation, cellular component: PAM complex, Tim23 associated import motor. Gene Ontology annotation, molecular function: ATPase activator activity. The record is from RefSeq and is a predicted model, not a curated record. Lineage: Eukaryota; Metazoa; Arthropoda; Insecta; Diptera; Culicidae. The transcript is spliced from 3 exons. Gene Ontology annotation, biological process: protein import into mitochondrial matrix. Bases 165 to 521 code for a protein of 118 amino acids.
UCGAUUUCUACCCAACAACAGUUUCAUUGAAUUAAUCAUUGUUUUGUAUUUGAAACAUAUUUUCAGGGCGGUUCAUCGAUGUGAUUUGAUAUUAUUUCUGAAUGGAAUCUUGUUUUGUAAUUCGACGCAAAUUUCACAACAAAAUAAACUAAACUCUGUGCAAGAUGGCAAGCUCUUUAGUCCUGGCCGGCAUUGGAAUGGCAGCACUUGGCUUCGGAGGCCGGGCACUGCUGCGUCGAUUGCCGAAUGCCGCCAGUAAAAUGCAGGAAGCGCUACAGAGUCUUCCCAAAUUUGACGCUGAAUCAAUGGCCAAUUCCAAGUACUAUCGCGGUGGGUUCGAUCCUAAAAUGAAUAAACGGGAAGCCGCUCUCAUUCUGGGCGUAAGUCCUUCGGCAUCUAAAAUUAAGAUCAAAGACGCACAUAAAAAAAUUAUGCUCUUGAAUCAUCCGGACAGAGGUGGGUCACCAUAUUUAGCAGCCAAAAUCAACGAAGCUAAAGAUUUUCUAGAUAAUGUUAAAUAAGCGUAACUCCAAAUAAGGAAUGUACAUAUAGGUAAAUUUUCUAAAAUUAGAAAUUCCAAUAAACUGAAACAUAGCACUCGAAAA